UUCAGUGUUUAUUUUUUGCAGUGCUGCGGCUGGGGGCGUGUAUUUAAAUGGUGCCGCGCAGCCAAUGAGCGCCGAGGGGCCGGCCCAUGUGGGCAGCUUGUUUACAACAGACCUUCCCGAGGAGCUUUAACCCGGCCGGCAAGAAACGGGCGAGAAGCAAAGCCCGGCGCCGGGAGCGAGCAUGUGGAGCCGCGUGGCGCGGGAGGCUCUUUCGCCCCGGUGGCAAGGCGCGUAGGGGGGAGCCGCGACCCUGAGGAGUCCCUGCUAGACAGCCUCGUUCAGCGGCUUCAGUGCGUCCGAGAUGGCGAGUGUGCUGUCCAGGCGGCUGGGGAAGAGGUCCCUGCUGGGUGCUCGCAUUUCUGCCCCCCCUUUGCUGGGAGAUGGGGUUCUUGUGACAACACAAGUUUCCUCCUUGCACCCAGAGCUUAGCAAAAUGUCUUCUCCCCUUGCUUCAUAUGAGGACAGCCACUUAAAGGAGCAGGCUGAAGAGUCCACAAAUCAAAACCAAAACUGGCUGGCGCUGGAACCGGGACAAAAGGUUUAUGUCUUCCACAAUGGGCAAGAAAAUGCUGGUCUGGUGGACCACCAUGACCGUAUGAGCAAUGAAGUUAAAGUGUUGCUCUUGGAACAGGGAUUUCAUGUCUGCAGGAAAGCCAAGGAAGUAAGGCUAGCUGAGGUCCCGAUACCACCUCUCCCAACCCUUCAGAUGGACCAUGGAACUGCCACAGUGACGGGAUACGGCACUGCCCCUGUGGCGAUGGAACAGUGUCCCACCACAGCACCUGUUGCUACUGGGUCUGCUCCGCGAUCAGUUUCUAGGAAUAUUGAUGUACCAAAAAGGAAAUCAGACACUGCAGUGGACAUGGACGAGAUGAUGGCAGCAAUGGUCUUGACCAGCUUAUCCUGCAGCCCAGUUGUCCAGAGCCCCCCUAACAGCGAGGCCAGCAUCCCUGCAUCUCAAGCUGCGUGCGAUGUAUGGAAGGAAAGCGGUGAUAUGUCAGAUGGUGGCAGCAGUACCACCAGUGGGCACUGGAGUGGUGGCAGCGGCAUCUCCACCCCUUCACCCCCCCACUCUGAGGCCAGCCCCAAGUACGCAAGCGAGGCCUUCAGUUCCCCUCGGGCUGAUGAUGGCUUUGAGACAGACUCGGAUCCUUUUGUCUUCGAGGAGCCUGCUCCGAGGAAAAGAAAGAAUUCUGUGAAGGUGAUGUACAAGUGUUUGUGGCCCAGCUGUGGCAAAGUCCUCCGCUCCAUUGUUGGAAUCAAAAGACAUGUGAAAACUCAGCACUUGGGAGAUGGUGCCAACUCUGACCAGAGGAAGAGGGAAGAAGACUUCUACUACACUGAAAUGCAAGUGAAGGAGGAGGUGCCACCUGAGCCCACAAACACCGUUGCCAGCCCCCCUUCGGACUCCUCUCCCGUUGUCGUCCAGCAGGUUCCACCCCAGCCUGAGGCCCUCAUUCUGGAUCAGGCCACCCCUUUGGAGCCUCCCUUGCCCAGCAGUGCCCUCAGCCAGUCUGCCCCCAGUUCUUUUUGGCAUAUCCAGGCUGACCAUGCAUACCAGGCUUUGCCAUCCAUUCAGAUCCCAGUCUCCCCACACAUAUUCACCAGUAUCAGCUGGGCAGCUGCCACAUCCACCAUUCCUACUUUGUCACCGGUUCGAAGCCGGUCCUUGAGUUUCAGUGAGCAGCAGCCGCAGCCACAGCAGCCGCCACCGCCCGUUCUGAAGUCCCACCUGAUUGUUGCAUCUCCUCCUCGGGCACCCAGCGGCACCAGGAAAGUCCGUGGCGAAGCCAAGAAGUGCCGCAAGGUUUAUGGCAUCGAGCACCGGGAUCAGUGGUGCACAGCCUGCCGGUGGAAAAAGGCCUGCCAACGAUUUCUAGACUGAGCGUACAUGUACACACACACACACACGCACACACACACUUUGAUGUCGGAAGGCUUGGAGGUCUCCGUCUCGCCACAGGUCAAAAGCUACCCACCAGACCUCAGUGUGUGUUUCUACAUCUGGGGCUUGGCGGCCUGGGAGCGCCCCCUGGUGCUUUGUCGGAGAUUUUGCGAGCUGCAUGCUCAUCCUGAAACUGUACAGUCUACGUCUGCCAGGUUUUCUAACUUUUGAUGUUUUGUGGGGAUGUUUUUUACACAUUUUCCUUUUUUUAAACAAACACACACCCUUUCUAUUUGUAAAUAAGAGGGAGGAAAGAAAGGGAGGGAAGAAAAUGAAAAUGGCUGGUUUGGUAGAUCUUGCAGACUUGUUUCUUGUUGGGCGCAGGGACCAAAGAACUUUGAUCUGUUCCCCAGUACGUGGGUUAGGUUGACUGGGUUGCAGUGGGGAGCAUUAAGGAUGUCCUUCUUGCCCGCCCAGAUUUGCUUAUGAGCACAGAGGAGACGAAGCGUGUCAGUGGACUGGUGGGCAGGAGCGGCUGACUUGCUGCUGCCUGCCGGUCCCCCAAAGGAAUGAAAAGAUUGCACUCUGAAGCGUGUGUUGCUUUUACGGAACAGGUGCUGUCGGAAAAACAAUCAGCAUUGCAUUAAAUUACAAUCAAAUUUACCUAUAAAGAUUUUUCUUUUUAAGGAAAAAAAACCCCUAGAAACGCAAGAAGUAGAAAAAAUUUGCAAAUACUUUGCUGACUUUUCUCCACCAACGCUGUUUGGUCACUUUGAGGGGAAAAGCAGAAACACUUGAACUGGCUUAAAAGUUGCGGGGGGGCGGGGGGGGGCGGCUAGCAGGGUUCGGUUGCCUCUUCCCUGCUGUGGAGAUCUGGUUGCCGCAAAGCUUAGAGCACUGUAAGAGUUGGUGGUGGUGCUUGCACCAUGGAAGGGGCAAGGUUGGGGUCCUCUGUUUCUUGAGCCUUUGUUCCAGUACUCCUGGUGUGCCACUUUCUAGGCCAUUCUGCACAUUUACACGACAGCAAGCUGAAGGCCACUGUUCAAUGCAUGUUUGAGCAAGAGCUGCAAGAAAUCCUGGGUCCCUGUUUGGUCUUCUGGUAUGAUGCACAUCUCUCCAAACGUGCACAUGACUUGUUCGCACAUGGAAGUUUCAGGUUUGGGUUUGGCAGCUGCGUAGUUGUUCUGAUCGUAGUUAGAUCAAACCAGUCAGGGGUGCCAAAAUGCAAAGCCAGUCUAGUCUUCCCCAUUCCAUCCUUUCCUUGCCAAGUGCAGCCCAGUUGCACAAGCAACCCAACAUAAGCCAAGUUAGUGAAGCCAUAAAUGAGUCAAGUGCUGCAUUCCAGAAUCCCUUGCAGUUUCUCAGAGCAUGCUGGAGCACUGCUCUUGGGUGACACAAAGAACUUAUUGGGUGGCAAAGUGUUGUGGGCUGACCCUGCUCUUCUUUUUGAGCUAGUCUAGUGCCAAAGCAUGACUCUAUCCUGCACUUUAAUGCAACCAAAACAAUUAGUGGGGUUGUCACGUUUUUGUUACAAAAUGCAACUGACGCAGAGAUUUCUCUGCUUGACAGUGAAGUGGUGAUUGUUUUGAAAUUUUGAAGCCCUGGGGGGAAAAAACUUGAUUGUUUUAGAAGUUUGGGGGAAAGGAAUUAUUUUGGAAAAAAUGGAAAUUUGGGGGGAAAGUGACAUAUAUGCAAUGCUUAUAUUUUUUAAUCAAAGUUAACAUUACUGUUAGAAGCAUACAAACUGAAUCAGAUAUGCUUUAACUUGUACAGUGACCCUAUUUGGUUUAUCAAGGAAUUUUAAAAAUUAAAAAUUUAUUGUUAACUCAAAUAAGAAUUAAAAAUACACCCAGGGUUAGACAAGAAGCUGCAGACUUCUGCAUUGUAAAGUACCAGUGCCUAUUUGAAUUGUCACCAGUUGAGAACACAAGAAUAAAAUAAAAAUAGAAAACAGAAGCCCAGUGGCAUUGUAAUAAAACAAAUAAGAUAUUAUUAUGUAGGUUUGGAAGCAGCACAUAGAUCUCAAUAUUAUCAAGCAGAAGCAGAUAAAAUUAACAUGAGCACAUGAACCUGCCUUUUAUUAAAUCAAGCCAUUGGUGAUCAAAGUCAGUAUCAUCUACUCAGACUGGCAAGCUCUCUCCAGGGUCUCAGACAGAGAUUUUUCCAUAUAACCUUUGACCUGGCCUGUUCAACUGGGGAUGCUGGGGAUCGAACCCGAGACCUUCUGCGUGCCAUGCAGAUGCUCUGCCAUUGAGCUGUAGUGCCUCCCCUAUUGGUUUUUUAAGCAGAGAAGUACUUGGGGAAAACAUCCCUAUAAUUUCAGCCCAACCCAGUGUCCUGGGGCAGCUCUAAAAGGCUUCCAGGUGGUGCGGGGAGGCAGCUGGAACGAAAACAGGCCCUGCUUCCCAGAAGUCCUCCAUAGGGCUUAAUGGAGUUACACCACCCAAGCCCAGCCUGAACCAGACACCUGAAAGAGAUUCUACAUUUCAAGUCCUAAGAUGGUUGCUUAUUUAGCAAUUCAGACAAAUGCAGCAUCCAUGCUAUCUUCUGUAACAUUUUGGGUUGAAGAGCUUGAAUUGGCUAUAAGAGUGUUUUAAAAUACUGAGUAUAUCAUUCAAAGUAUAUCAAAGAGUAUAUUAUUCAUUGUUUGAAAGAGGAACUAUUAAAUAAGAGGGCUUAAAAUGUGUACCCCAGAUUUCCAUUUUUUCCUCUUUCAAGCUCCAGAGAAAUCCAAGAAAAAAAUGUUAUUGGAGGAUUCCUCCUGAUUUUUCCUACCAGGCUUUUGUGAACCAUCAAUCCUAUGUGCAGACAGUGGUGAGAGGUUAGACUCUCCCAUUGGGCCCACUGGCCCAGGCCCACUGAAUGUUGAUGUGUUUAGUUGUAACAUUUGCAUAUGGAUUUUAUGUGUGUGUAAAGUACCAUGUGCAAAGGACCAAAUUGUAAAAGUGUUUACUGGACUUUAUGUGGGUUAAAGACACUGCGGGGCCCAGGCACAUUGGCAUUUCUGUACACAGGCCUUGUGCAAGCCGUCGACCCAGUGUACGGACAUGCAGCAUCCCAGAGGACCAGUCAAAUUCAGUCCACUGAACCUCACUUGCAUUGUACAUGCCAGAAGGGCACAUUCGGUCUUGGCAAACGCAAAAGUGCCCACCACACUAUUCUGAGUGCAGCACUGCUCAAGCAAAGGAUCUCAGCGAUGUCGUUCAGCACAAUGGCUGUGAUUGUGACUCACACACCCUCAGCACCGGUUCUGAACAAGCCAUAGAUACUUCUAAUGGGGAUAUGUUGUCCAUCUCUAAAGCCACGUUGUACAGUUUGCUUUUAUUUAGCAAAUGUAAAAUGGCAGCUGCAGCCAUUAUGUGACCCGUACAGUGCACAGUGCCAUGGCAGUGGAGUGUGAGGGGGUGGGUGGCAAUGGAGAGGGGUUGGAUGUUUCUCCCAGCGCUUUGAUAAUCAGGAUUGUUAAGCUAAAGAUGCAAACCCAGGGCAGGUUCUGUGGCAGGAACAAGCCUGCUACUUUAUUGGGGAAGGACUCCACACACACACCCCCCCUCCGGGCAUCUCUUCUUGUAAAAUAGCAACUGAACCAUGUGAUUUGGAGAAUAAUUCUUUCUUUACAAAAAAUGUGAGCCCUCUUGCUUUAAGGGUACUGGGAAGGGGUUGGGUGGGGCAGUUUAAAAAAGGAGUUUCUGUACAUUAUUGGUGCUUGUUGAUAUUUUUGUGCUUUUUUUUGUUUGUAAUUUUGUGCAUAAUAUACACAGUAUGUUUGGGGGGGAGGGGGUGUUGUUUUCCUGCCCGGACUUCUGUUCAGUGCUAAACUGGUAGAUGCCAAAAUGGCCUUGUGAGGAACUAGAUGCUGAUUGAAUCAGAUGGCUAAAAUUUGAUCUUAUAUGUUUUCUUUUCAAAUUUUGAACAUGGACGUUUUAAGAAUAUGUGAACUUCAGAUUUCCACUAGGGCUUGUGAAUGUUUUUUUUUUUAAAUUCAGAAAUUGACAGUUCACAAUAAUGAUGAGGAAACUUUUGAAUCUUCCUACAAAUGUGAAUUUUUGAUCACAGAAUUUGGAUUUCGGUGGCAGUGUUUUAAAAAUGUGGUUUUUGAAAUCCCAAGAAUCUCUCCCCGCCCCCCCUUCAAAUUUGAAUCUUGACCUUUGUAAAUUCACCACGUUUUCAUCUGGAACAAAAUCAUUCCUUUCAGCUCUAGCAAGCCCAUCCUGUUUGUUUCUUGCUUACCCAACCCAAAUGCUUAGUGAAUGUUGCUGCAUGCUUCUGUUCUAGCAUUCGAUUUACAGUGAACUCUUAUAGGAUACAGAUCCAGGUUGUUUUUAUUUUAGUGCAGUAUUCAGACAUAUUCCUGGAUGACAAGCCUACUAAUGGCCUCUAAACAUGAUACCUGAAGGGAACCUUCAUGUUCAGGGGCAGUAAAUUCCUAAAUACCAGUGCCAACCUCUGUACCUAUUACUUGCCCUUCAGGGCAACUGGUUAUCCACUAUGUGAUAAUUGGACUGUAUGAAUGCUGGACUGCAUGAAUCCACUGGUCUGAUCCAGCAAAGCUCUUCUGGAGUUCCAAACCUGCACUACAGCUGUCCUGCACUCUCUUUCCAUUCCACUUUCUUCUCACUUAUGCCACUAGACUAGAGGCUGUCCGAACACUGCCAGAACCAGGGAGUUGUGAAUGUAUCAGGCUACCUUACUCUGACCACUGAUGUAUCUAAUUCACAACAGCCCACUGUGUGUGGUAGCAGUUCUCGGGGGGUGGGUGGUCUUGGGCAAAGAAAGGCACUUUCUAGCACAUCCUGUCAGAGAUACUCAACUGUUGAUGCUGUUGAGCUACAGCCCCUCCCUCUAUACAUGACAAGAAAUGAAUUACAGAUGGGAGCAGCAAUCGGAAGCACAUAAAUAAAGUCCCAUCCACCCACCCCCAGGAGCACCAAUUGGCUUUUCCAGGCCAGAGGCAAAAGACAGAGAUGCUCGGCUGCUGUGGUAAUGGGUCUUUCUGACAGCUUAGCUUUGUAGGAUGGCAGAAGAGCUUCUAACCCCUCAGAAGCCUCUCUUGACUUGACAGAUGGGAGGAAAGCUCACUCUGUUUUCAGAGCUGGUUUGUGGGUUGAUGGGAGGUAAAAUGGCUUGGCUCUCCUGGUGUAGGCCUAGCCUUGACUUUGCCACAAGGCCUCUUGUCAGGCACAAAUCAGUGAUGUCAGUGGUCCGCCACAGGCUUGGGGAGGCUUUAGUUCAGCGUGGCUGCCCCUGUAUCAAAUCGGCCAAAUGCUUCAGCCAAGUAUUUCAGCAGUUGUUUCUCUUUGCUGACCUUCUCUGAUGUGCAUGCAACCUGGACUCCUCUCGGGCACACCCCUACCAUUGUUUGCACUUCUGAUUGGGUGCUGCAGCACUCAGUUGGCACUCUAAGCAGUAAGCUGGGAAAAGCUGUUCCCUUUUCACUGGGACUUGCCAGGUGUGUUGACCGACCGCAGUGGUUGGCUGAGAAGGAAAUGUUGCAUCCCUGAGCAUCCCAAGAUAAAGAACUCUAGCUGGAUAGAGAGGGAAAGAAGACACCUCCCUCCUGUGUGUGCUUUAAGUGCCGUCAAGUUGCCUCCAACUAAUAGUAUGUCCCUUCCCUUGUAAACCCCACUGGGUCACCAUAAGUCAGUUGUGACUUGAUGGUGCACACAUAUAGACCCCUCCCUCCCCUAUCCCUUGCCAGCCUCUUCUUCGUUUCUCCUCAGAAGCCUGUCUAGUAGACAGGGUUGGCCUUUCAGUUGGUGCGCUGACAUCUACUCCUCCCCGCUUUUCCAAUUUCUGCCCUGUCUCUCUGUUGCACUCACACCGCUUGCACCUCUGUGUCAAAAGUCAACAUUCAUAUUUUGGAAUGUUCGUUUCUUCUGCUCUGGAUUCUACGAAAGGCUUCUGAAGCUCAAGGGUCUCCGAUGAUUCUCAGGUUGAAGCAACUCCCAUCUUUCCGGGAGGAGUUUAUUUUUUGGUGAGCUUCCAUCUCUGAUUUAAACUAAUACUGGGCAAUAAAUUUUUGGGUUUUUUUUUUUUAAUUCUCCUCCAUUUAAAAAGGAAGAGAAGUUGUGAAAGCACUCUCUUCUUGUUUGUGUUUUUGGGACUUGGGGAGAAAUUCCUGAUAUGUCUGAAGAUCAGUUUUCCCACUGUCAGAAGCCGGGGCCAUGCAUUUUUUUAAAACAACAACAACAAUCUUUUGCUUGUUUUUUGUUCUGAUUAAGGUGGAUUUUUGGGAGGGGGAGGGGAGAAAAAGGGAUAAAUUGUAAACGAUUUCCAAAUAACAGUCAAAUGUUGAAGCACAUGGUAUACGGUAUUCCCUUGCUAAGCUAUGCAGAGUCUUGGGUAUGAAACUGUUCUGUUGUCCCCAAGGUAUCAUAGGAGCGUGUGCUGUUGGUGGAAACCAGCCGCUGCCAAAGUUUAUUAGGGGCUGUUCUCCGCCUUUCAGCACAUCACCAACCUUUCUCCAAUGCCUCAUUCCAAAAUUUAUAGCACUUAAGUUUGGAGCAUGGAAAAAAAAACUUAUCUUACAUAGGAAUAUAUUUGUUAGCAGUAUUUUUUUAAAAAAUAGGAUAAGGGUUUUUCCCUCCCCAUUACACUUUAUUUUGUGAGCUGUGCGGUACACAUUUGACCGGAUGAUAUGUCAGUGACUUUUUGUGUGCAUUUGGAAUAUUUUUUUAAUCUUGCUUUUUAGUAAUGUGAAGUACAGGAAGAGAAAAAAAAAUUGGAGACCUGUGUGAAAAUGGGUGAGGGGAAAUUCUUUUCUCAUUUGAAAUUUUUACAUCUGCACUGAAUAGGUGCAAAUCUUGUCCUCCCCCCUUCUUCUUCUUCUUUUUUUUGUGAACUGGAGAUGCUGGUGGUUGAACCUGUGACCAGCAAGAACGCUGAGCCAUGGCCGCUCCUGUGACUGCCCCCGUUCUGCUCAGUCCUAUCCUAGCAGAAGCCAGAACACAUCAACUUUCGCCAUGCCUUUUGUAAACGCUCUUGUUUGACGUCUGUCUUAGAUACUAGUGCUGAGCCCAAAGACAGAGUUGACUUUGAUAUCGAUAAUCUAGCCAGUGGAGGAAAAACCUGCUUACAUAAAUAUGCCCAUGUUUGCAGAAAAUAAUUUUGACCCUCGAAAGCCUAAAAAGUCCUAAAGGUCCCCAUAUCUUCAAUUAUGCUGGAAAUUUUACAUCUCUGAGCUUUUUUUUUUUUGUUACGUUUUGGAAAAAGGAUAAAUAUUUAUGAGUACCUGAGUAUUUACGGCUACAUUCCUGCCCCCAUUUCUCAGGCCAGAUUUCUUCUUGACGUUUGUGUGUGGUUUUUUCUGCAUCCACAGAAAUUUAAGACUUAACGUAGUCAGAAGAAAGUCCCCGCCCAAGCUGAGCAUUCCUUUACCCAUCUCAGAGUAUUGAAUAGGAGCCGUUGAACUGCAUUGUGGGUAGUUGCAACUGAGCCCCGCUCUUGCUAUAUUUUUAGGAUGCAGGUGCGUUUCUGCUUUUAGAUGAUUUAAAGAAAAAAAAUGUACUAUGGCUCUCCUGUCCAUGGCACACUUUAUCAUUUCAUAUCCUGUUUUCAAGUUAUUGUGAUCCAGGACUGAUUUCCUGCAAAACUGCUACCCCCAACACACAAACAAAAAUCUAGUUUUUGUUUCAGAAGGGAGAGCAGAGAGAUUUCAUGCACACAUGUAUACCAUAAGAAUCUUUCUCGGUGGCUCUAACUGGAGGCUACUUCCUGUUCUUCCUAUGCACUGUGAAACCCUGUUUUUGACAGGAGACCACAACCCCAAAUGUGAGAGCGAAAGAGACAAUUACUGUGGAGAAAUUCAGCACCUUCGAUACUCACCAGUCUGUGGGUAGUUGGACUGGAAGCCAUUAGACAAAGUAUAGUCCAGUCUACCACCCAGCAAGAUAUCCUUCUUUGGAUUUAAUGGCCAAAUCCCUUCAAAUGGCUGAAUAGUUGCACAGUGGGAUGGGCGUGCACAUUAUGUGCACAUAUAUGCACACACAAUGUUUGCCAGCACAGGCAAAUAUUGACACUGAUUGCUACCCGAAGACACCCUUACCCCUUCCAUCCAGUAGAACUGCACUAGGGUCCAGGGGGCUAUGUGCGCAAGGAAAGAGGGAGCCGGGCAGAACACUAAACAUCAAGAGUGAGGUGGUGGGCGGGUAGGGGGUAGCAGGGUAGGCCAAAUCACUCCAUCCUCCUCUCAGCUAUUAUGUAGUAGGAGACUCACAGGGAGACUCACACUUAGCCAGCUGGGAAGGAUAGAGCUGCUAGCCCAGUUUAACUUCAGAUGUCCAUAAACCCGAGUUACACAGCGGAACAGUUUUGUGGGCUUGAAUAGUUAGGGAAUGUGGUGAGGUAAAAACUGGCCCUUUCAGUUCGGAGAUAUUUUGAGUGGGGAAAAGGAUGGGAUGCUUUAAUGCGCUAACAGCCGCUCUUUGGGAUGGUGACCCGCUAUCAAGCCUAACGGGGGAAUAUAUCGUAUCGGUGAAUUACUGUCUAAUUGGAGCUUUGCUUUUCAAUUGUCUUCCAAGUAUUAUUUUUAUUGUAAACAAAAAAAAAUGUGAAAUGUAAUUUUUACAACAGCAAUAUGAAAUAUAUUUUAUAAUAAAAUGAUAUGGCCUAA
Sphaerodactylus townsendi is the source of this 10496-nucleotide messenger RNA. It is a transcript of the gene ZNF395, whose product is annotated as zinc finger protein 395. NCBI's taxonomy places the organism in Eukaryota, Metazoa, Chordata, Lepidosauria, Squamata, Sphaerodactylidae. The coding region runs from base 302 to 1885 and encodes 527 amino acids. Gene Ontology annotation, biological process: regulation of transcription by RNA polymerase II. The transcript is spliced from 10 exons. The record is from RefSeq and is a predicted model, not a curated record. Gene Ontology annotation, cellular component: nucleus. Gene Ontology annotation, molecular function: RNA polymerase II cis-regulatory region sequence-specific DNA binding; DNA-binding transcription factor activity.